CAAGACAAAGCAAGAUGAGGGACGGCAGCACAUCUGUUUGUGGAAUGCAGCCAGAAAAAUGGCAUCUUCUCGGCGGCAUUAUCAUCGCAUCUGUCACGCCGAUGCUGGAUGCCUUUCAUCACCACAAGCUGCCAUCCACGAGCGGCCGGCUGGGGCGGCCAUUGCGAAGAGCACAUGUGCGCCUGCCGAAGUUAGUCACGAUGGAAGUGGCGAUGGAAGACGCAUCGAUACUGGAUCUCAAGCGGCAAGUGGAGGAGAAGGGGCUGGGAGACCGGCAACUCAUUGGCUAGUGAGCAAACCAAGAUGACGCAAACGAACAGCUCAUCCAUCCAUCCAUCCAUCCCAUACGUUGGGUUCGUGUCUGUCUGCAGCUACACUGCAAAGCUGAAGGCCUUCAAGAGAGAGCUCUACGGCAAGCUGGCUGGUGCAGAUGGGGUGCUGGACAGCGACAGCACCCAUAUGACGGACACCCUGCGUCAGGUUGAUCCGCUGCCCGAGCCAGCCAAGAGCCUGUCCUCCAUCGGCGGCACAUAUCAACACAUCUCCACCCCCUACCUCGCACACAACAAGAGCGAGGCGGUCCACCUCCACAACGCUCUGCAGCAGCUGUUCCCCGUGCUCAUGUCCAGCCCUCUGACCGACUCGGCCAUGCUCUCAUCUGACGACACCGUGGCCAUCGACUCUGCCGAUGUGGAGCUGCUGAGUGAUGCGCGAGAAAGCGCCGCGAAUGGCACUCUCACGCUGCGGUACGAUCUUCGCUUUGUGGAUGGGGAGAGGACAGUGCCGAUCUCUGUGGAGCAUGGGAUUGCCCCGAUUGAGGCGCGUAAGUGGUCAGUGAGGCCGCUGAGAGUGGUGGUGGGGCAACCUGGGGAUGGUGAUUCGGCCGAGAUGAAGUCGACUGACGCAUCAGUGUCGCUGGUCGAUGUGAUAAUGCGCGAGAGGGAGAGUGGGGGCCAGCCUGUGUGUGUGAGCCUGGGUGAUGGUGGGUGUGUAGUCGACGUCGUCUGUGAGAUCGUUUAUUUCGACGACCAGACGCUCAUUCUCGAUAUGAAGACGUAUAGCAAGAGUGAGGGCGGGCAGGAGAGUGAGAAGAGGCUGAUGCUAGCGUCGUGUAGGUGGGUGCUGGGCAGGACCGGUCGACAGUACGAUGAAUGAGUGAGUGACUCGUUAGCGCCCGUGUAUGUGUGUCAGUCAAUCGAUAUUUG
Molecule: messenger RNA, 1205 nt
Organism: Vitrella brassicaformis
Lineage: Eukaryota; Vitrellaceae
Source: the annotation of a GenBank genome assembly